GCACAGCUUCUAUCUGCUUCAGUUUUGGAAGGAGUACCACAGCGGCAAGAGAAUGAAGUGCGAUAACCCCGUCAACAGAUAAUGAGUGAACCAACGACGGUUUCGCAACAGCAGCCUCCGCAUUGCUCCAACUCAGGCAUAAAAAAAACAACAACACCUGCAUUUGGACUCAGCCUCUUCGCUCCAAGCUCUAACACAGUUCAGUCAGUCUCUGCUCCGCUGCCAACACGUGCGGUUGUGUUUGUAUCAUCUCAGGGGGACCGUUUUUUUAUAUUUGUCAACGCACGUCAUACAUGUAUGCACACAAUUUCUGGAUUUGAAACAAUUACAGCCCGCGCCUGAAGAGUGUGAGUCGUGAUUUGGAAUGGAUCUGUGAAAGGCUUAGAAAUUCUGUGUACCUAAAUGGAGCAACACUGGGGGUAAAAUCCUUGAGCAUCGCGCAAAGGCUUGGGACUGGCCGUGGCUGGGCAUUGAGGCAUGAGCCGGCAAUCGUCUGCACGAGUGGCAGCAACAUGAACCACUACCCCACCACUGCAAAUGUAUACUGAAGUAUGUGUAGCUAUUUUUACGAUACUCAGAUGAAAAGAUGCACCCUACCUGAGUUUCCAUCUACGCUCUUCUUUCUAACCCAUCACCCUUGACCUCUGACCUUCAUAGCUCUCAGUUGCCAUCCCAUCAUGACCUUGCUGUGCCGUGGACGCCUGAAGCUUUUAGUAGCGUCACUAAUGACCAUCGUGCUGAUUACCGGGCUCUACCUGCUAUCUGGAAGCCUAGAGAACGGUCGGUCCCUGUUCCUUCCUCCCUGUUUGGCGGACACACCUGCAUCUCUGUUCUUGGAACGAGCCAUCCUAGAGUCACGGGUUCGAGAGGUGGAAGAAGAGAACAGGCAGAUGAGACUACAGCUUAGCCAGUCACAGAGCACUGCUACCCAGUCAGCUGAGAGAAACUAUGGCAACCAGCAGUGGGGCGCCUCUGCUGACACUGUACCAGAGGACGGGUAUAACACAGCAGAGGAGAAGAACAACAACACUGAUUGUCCAAGAUUGCCUACCGUCCAGAAGUGUGAGGUAAUACAUGUCGCCUGCGUUUGUGCUGGACACAACGCCAGUAGAGACAUGGUGACACUAGUCAAGUCUGUCCUCUUUCACAGGAGAAACCCUCUUCACUUUCAUUUUAUCACUGAUGCUGUGGCCAACCAAAUUUUGAGCUCCCUGUUUCAGUCCUGGAUGGUCCCAUCUGUGCAAGUUAGCUUUUAUGAUGCAGAAGAACUCAAGUCUGAGGUGUCAUGGAUACCAAACAAGCAUUACUCAGGUAUUUAUGGCUUGAUGAAGCUGACUCUAACCAAAGCCCUGCCACCUGACCUGUCAAAGGUUAUUGUCCUGGAUACAGACAUCACAUUUGCCACUGAUAUUGCUGAGCUCUGGGGUAUUUUCAGAAAGUUCACAGAUAAACAGGUUAUUGGUCUUGUGGAGAACCAGAGUGAUUGGUACCUUGGAAACCUGUGGAAAAAUCACAAACCAUGGCCUGCACUCGGCCGAGGCUUUAACACAGGUGUCAUUCUUUUAUACCUGGAGCGGUUGCGACAAAUCAGAUGGGAGCAGAUGUGGCGUCUGACAGCAGAGAAAGAGUUAAUGAGCAUGCUCAGUACAUCUCUGGCUGAUCAGGACAUCUUCAAUGCAUUCAUAAAGCAGAACCCAGUCUUGGUCCACCAGUUGCCCUGCUUCUGGAAUGUUCAGCUGUCUGAUCACACUCGCUCCGAGCUGUGCUACACUGAGGUUUCCGACCUCAAGGUAAUCCACUGGAACUCGCCAAAGAAGCUUCGUGUGAAGAAUAAGCAUGUCGAGUUUUUCAGAAACCUUUAUCUCACCUUCUUGGAGUAUGAUGGGAACCUGCUGCGGAGGGAGCUGUUUGGCUGCUCAAGUCAGGCCAGCCCAGAGAGCAUCCAGCUGCAGACUGCUCUGGAGGAGCUGGAUGAGGAUGAUCAGUGUUAUGACUUCCGCCGUGAGCGACUCACCGUUCACAGAGUCCAUCUUUACUUCCUACAGUAUGAAUAUACGCCGACAGAGGAGGAGAAUGAUGUCACUCUUGUGGCUCAACUCUCCAUGGAUAGGCUACAGAUGCUGGAGGCCAUUUGCAAGCACUGGGAAGGACCCAUCAGCUUGGCGCUUUACAUGUCUGACACAGAAGCUCAGCAGUUCCUACGCUAUGCUCAAGCCUCAGAGGUCCUAAAAAACCGUAAGAACAUAGGCUAUCACAUUGUUUAUAAGGAGGGCCAGUUCUACCCCGUCAACCUGGUGAGGAAUGUUGCCCUGAAGAAUGCAAACACCCCCUACGUUUUCCUGACGGAUGUGGACUUCUUACCAAUGUAUGGUCUCUAUGAUUACCUCAGAAAAACUGUCAUGCAGUUGGAUUUGGCAAAUCAUAAGAAGGCUCUGGUGGUUCCAGCUUUCGAGACACUGCGUUAUCGCUUGUCCUUCCCCAAAUCCAAAGCAGAGCUACUCUCCAUGCUGGACAUGGGGACUCUUUAUACCUUCAGGUAUCACGUGUGGCCUAAAGGCCACGCCCCUUCCAACUAUGCCAAAUGGAGGACAGCCACCACACCAUAUAAGGUUGACUGGGACCCAGACUUUGAACCUUAUGUUGUCGUAAAACGACAUUGUCCGGAAUAUGAUCAGCGCUUUGUGGGCUUUGGCUGGAACAAAGUUUCCCAUAUCAUCGAGCUGGACGCACAGGAGUAUGACCUUAUGGUUCUUCCAAAUGCUUUCAUGAUCCACAUGCCCCACGCGCCCAGCUUUGACAUCUCCAAGUUUCGCUCGAGCUCGAGCUACCGCAACUGCCUGAAAACCUUAAAAGAGGAGUUCCACCAGGACUUGUCCAGGAAGUAUGGCUCAGCUGCUCUCAAGUACCUAACUGCCCAGAGGAACAUCUAAACAAUGCUGUCAGACACUUUUUCACGAGAGACAGAGUUCGCACAUAUAUUGAUUUGAUCUCCUGCCAUGGAGAUGGCAAAGCUUACAGCCCAUUUCAGACAUUCUGAGCCCCUGUGCUAACAUCAUCGUGAUAAGUUUACCAAGACGGUGGAUACUCUCAUUUGCAGGAUUCACUGGGCUGAUCCAAUAUUGAUACUGAAUCAACUAGCUUUAAAGCGUGAUUGAAAACUACAGUAUGUUAUGAUUUGUUUUGACAAUCAGGGAUAUUUCAAAUAUACGUGAUCCAGUGGACAGUACUCACAUUGAUAACUGGAAACCAAGUUCAAGGACACAGAGCAAGCACCACCGAGCCAUUUGGGGGGUAGUUUACAUUAAAAAGGUGAAUUGGUUGUGGAGGUCAGUCAAACUGGAGGAAAUGUUUAGGCCUUAUGACUGAUAGUAUUUACGAAAAUAUUUACUAUUUUCAUAUUUAGUCAAAUACAAACCCAUGAACUUAUACAAGUGAUCGGGUUAAUUCAUCAUUCUUUUUGAGACCUUUGAAAUGUUAUCCAUCCAAGACCAAUUUAAUUAAUUUAGACAAUAUUUUAGCUUCAGGGACUGUCUGUGUGUCUGCAUGUGUAUAUACUGUGUGUGUGUGUGGGUGUGUGUGUGUGUGUAUAUAUAUAUAUAUAUAUAUAUAUACAGUAUAUAUACACACAGUACUGUAGGUGCCGCACAUACAACUACACAUUUCUUGUACUCAUCAUCAGGGUUAUUAUGGUGGGGUAUGAAUGACUACCAAUUUGCUUAAGUGUCAGCACCUGUACCACAUGUUCAUGUGGUAAUUUCACAUGUGAAAAAUGAUAAGAAUGGUUAUCUCAAUAAUCCAUAAGGCUUCUUUAUACUCGCUCGGUGCCGUGACCGAGCUGACGUCACCGCUGCUAUCCCGCGCACCGUUUGCCUUUAUACUCAAGCGCAACGCACACACGCUGUUUUGAAAAUGUACUGCAGUUCACCUCCAAGUUGGGGGUGUCGCUACGGCUGUUAUUGGCUAGGACACCACAGGGUGGAGUUUCCUCUGCAUUUUUUGGCCAUUUCCAGUAGCCGUUUUUACUUUCCUUUCCGUAACAAGGAACAAAGCAACAACAAUGGCGACCAUGGAACUGUGUCUGCUAGAACAAAUGGACCUAGAUGACCAGCUGAUACGUUUAAUUAUGCUGCAAAAUCGAUCAAGGGGGCGGCGGCGUAGAUGGUAUGUAGAACCAAGGGGAACGCUGAGUACGUCAUCACAGCAUGUGACUAAAACGAGCCGAUCACAAGAGAUGAUCUCCGUGUGCGCGUCAAGUGACGCAGAUGGGGCGCAUAGGGGCCGCGCGGGCCAAUGCGUCGGUCACGUGAUGCAAUGCGGGCAUUGUCAGCCGCACGAGCACAGGAGUAUAAAGAGGCCUUUACAGGUGAAGUAAUAAGCCAGACAAAGCAGCAGUGACUGGGACCAACUCACAAUGCACAUUAGUUUUGUCUAGAAGCUGUCAUGCUGUAUGUAUGAGAGAAGAGCAUGAGAUGUUAAGUUUUCUGUAUAUUUUGCAUUACUGUCUGAUUCACUGGAUAUGUGUAAACUACUGAAACCUUCCAACAACAGUUUUGUGGAGUGCACCUUCAAAUUACAAAGCACAUUCAUAAAAUCACGUCACAAUUUUUAGCUUAAUACAUGUAACAGUUCAUAUACAAAUUGACAAUUGUGGUAUUUGUUUUCCACAGUUGCAAUUAACCAACUAUUGGUGCUGAGGAAAAUGUUAGCACGUUCAUGAGGUCUUAAACAGCAUUGUAAAAAAGUCGUUAAUCAUCUAGCAAAGGAUACUUUGGUCGCAGGAUAACACAUGAACCAUCACUCACACAUUUAGCUGGGCCCAAAUCCCAAAUAUCCUGAAAAAAACAAGAAAUCAUCUUUUUCCUUCUUUCAAUCCUAUUUUUCACCGGUAGUUCUUCUUUCCCCAUUGAUCAUCUAUUGUUUAUCAGCUACAGUGUAAUGACCAAUAAUUAUUUUUAAUUGUACAAAUAAUAUAAUUUAUUGAACAUGAUUCUUCACUAAUGAAUUUUUAUGGUAAUACUGGAGACAAGAACUACAAGAAAAAACAUCCAAUAAUAUGUUGUAAAGGGAUAAAGGUUGCACAAAAUUGCAAUGAAAGUGGACAGGUUCGAAUAGAGAUUCCUAAAGGUCAGGGAAAAAAUAGAAUUGUGAUAUCACUCAAAAAUAAAAAUAAAAAGAAUACUUCCGAAGUUCUAUAUUGCAAUCCUGGUUCCAUAUAGCACCAUUGUAUGCAACUGGCGUUAUUUAGGGGUUCGUGAUGAUUCUUUAGAAAAGUGAUAGUUCUAUACAGCAACUAUCCCUCAACCCUCUUCCACUUAUUGGAUGUGAGGUCAGGUUGCGGGGGCAGCAGCUUACGCUGGCAACACCAGACAUCCCUCUCUCCAGCCACUUUGUCCAGUUCUUGGGGGAUCAGGAGGCAUUCCCAGUAGGUAGAUGCUAGCCUUGGAACGCCUCUCCAGUGUGUCAUGGCCUCCUCCCAGAGGGAUGUGCCAGUAACACCUUAACAGGAAGCUGUCCAGGAGGCGUCCUAACCAGAUGCGUAAGCGACCUCAUCUGGCACCGCUCGAUGCAGAGGAGGAGCAGCUGAUCCCCUUCCGAAUGAGCGAGCUUCUCACCCUACAGGAAGAGCUGGGACACCCAUUGGAGGAAUCUAAUUUCGGUCGUUUAUAAGCGGUAAGACUGGUCUAUAGGUAAGCGUGGGAAUGUAGAUCAACGAGUAAAUCAAGAGCUUCAUCUUUCGCCUCAGCUCUGUCUUUAACUCGACAGUCCGAUGCAGAGUCCCCUCUUCAGAACCCCUGAAUAGAUCUGACCAGGGAGGCUGAGAAGUGUGAGCCCCCUCUAGUUGGAACACCACCUCUGGUUCCCUUUCUUAAAAGGGGUACCACGGCCACCCAUGUCCGCCAAGCCAAAGGCACUGUCUCCGAUGUCCUAUGACAUUUAACAUAGGAUUGUAGAGAGCUAAAUACAACCAUGUAACCAAUGAAACAACAUAAUGACUAAAAACACUGAAGUAAACAAUUUCAUGAGGUUUACUCUCGUUGCUUUUGUGAAACUAUGUCGUAAUACCCUCACCAUGUUGAAUACUGUAUGCUGCAAAAAACAAGAUGCUCAAAUCAUGGAAAAGAUUGGUAUAUUUGCUCCUAUGUAAUGUUGUAUUCAACUUCAUAUCAAAUGUUAAUUUUACAAUGAAUUCAAUUAUUUUGAUUUUUAAAACAGUGUUUUGCCUUGAAAGAACAAACAUAGUCAAUUGCAAUACCUUUCAAUCAAAAGCAAAAAAUGGGACCAAAUAAAAAUGGUCGAGAUCAAUCACAUUCCCUCCCUGCCCACAGACGAACGUUUUGGUACAGUGGGUAUCAAAUUCUACACAUUCCUGUUCAAAUGGCAGGUUUUUGUGAUACAAAAAAAAUGAGACCAAGAUAAAUCAUUUCAAAACUUAUUUCCACCAUUUAUGAUCUUUAAUCUGUACAACUCAAUUGGGAAAAAAAACAAACAAAUCUAUUCAAGAGGGUGUCAUCGGCCCAUCACACAUUUUCCAACAUGCGUUGGAAGAUUUCAAAUUUGUUUUUACAAAAUGCAGCCAGACUGAGAUGUUUUCCUUUCUAACAUAAAGGCUCGGCCUUGCUACUCUUCCCCAUAGCCCAGAUGAAGACGAUGGAAGAUCGUUGUUGUUGUCAGUUGUACUAAACAGCCAAUAUUUUUGCACCCUUCUCCUGAUUGAUACCUUUGAACAAUGAGAUCCUUCUGAUGCCGUGGAAGCUCUCUGCGGACCAUGGCUUAUACUGCAGUACUACAAAAAUGCCAGGAUACUGACUGCUAGAACAUCUGAACCUUAUUUGGGGUUAAUCAGUUUAGUGUUAAAUGGUGCCAGGUGCAUGCUGACUCCACUUUAACAAGAGUGAAUGUGAUUGGCUUAUUCUGAACACACACAUCCCAUUUUCUAAUAGGGUGUGCACACUUGUGCAACCACAUUGUCUCAGCUUUUUUAUUUGUACUUCCAAUCUUGAAAUUAGGCCCAUUUCUUUUUUUAUCAAUUGAGUUGGACGUAUUAUAGUUCACGGCGGCCAACUGGUUACCAUCUCUGCCUCACAGUUCUGAGGACCCAGGUUCAAAUCCAGCCUUGCCUGUUUGGAGUUUGCAUAUAUUUUCUCCGUGCCUGAGUGGGUUUUCUAUGGGUACUACAGUUACCUCCCACAUCCCAAAAACAUGCAUGGUAGGUUAAUUGAAGACGCUAAAUUGCCCGUAGGUGUGACUGUGAGUGUGAAUGGUUGUUUGUUCAUAUGUGCCCUGCGACUGGCUGGCAACCAGUUUAGGGUGUACCCUGCCCCUCGGCUGAAUCUCGCUGGAAUAGGCUCCAGCAAGCCCGCGACCCUAGUGAGAAUAAGCGGUACGGAAAAUGAAUGACUAUUACAGUUCACACUGAGAGUGGAAAAUGUUUUUAAAUGAUGUAUCUUGGUCUUAUUUUUUUUUUCCUCCAAAAACGUCAAACAAGGUGUGUGUAGACUUUUUUAAUAUCCACUGUAACUAAUUAAUUAUCAUCACGGGGAAUAGUAGUGAUAGGCAUUUAUAUUUAUGUUAAACAUUGUAUCUUUUUCAAAAUGCUUUAUCUGUGUCUAAUAGAUAGAAUCCUAUAUACAGUGUUUUAUAAUUGAGACCCCUGUUCAUGACAGGGUAGGAUUUGAUAUUGCAGAAAAAAUAAAUGAUGGACCAACACUUUUUAUGGUGGAUGCCAAUGUCUCACUCAUAGAGCAUCGUAUAGUCCUGGAAUUGCGAGCAGAGAUUAAAAAUUGAGUGUUUUAAGUCUAUCUCUGUAAACCUCUGUAUUUCGUUGGUGUUUUAUUCCCUGAGGUCUUCUAGUACCCACAUUCGUUUAUUGAACAGAGAAACAGUCCAGGUCUUGAGCAGAUGCAGUGGGUCCUUAACCACGAGUCCACCGCAUCAUGCAUGAACAUGAAUCAUGAAGAGUCCUGCUUCCUCCCUGCUCUCAUCAAUGCCACAUUGACUUGUUGGUGAUUGUGGUAAAUGCUAUACUGUAGUGCCUUUGCUGUGUUGUGAAACUGGGUAUUGAUUGUAACAAAAGGGCCUGAGCUCAGGCACUCUAUUUAUUAUUGAAUCAAAUCAAUCUUAUUUUUCUAUGUAUGUGCUUGAAAUAAAUUUGCCCUUUUGUAAUAA
Molecule: messenger RNA, 8166 nt
Organism: Phyllopteryx taeniolatus (common seadragon)
Lineage: Eukaryota; Metazoa; Chordata; Actinopteri; Syngnathiformes; Syngnathidae
Gene: large2
Product: LARGE xylosyl- and glucuronyltransferase 2
Exons: 16
Coding region: 678-2930 (750 amino acids)
Biological process (GO): protein O-linked glycosylation via mannose
Molecular function (GO): xylosyltransferase activity; glucuronosyltransferase activity
Source: RefSeq, a predicted model, not a curated record